Messenger RNA from Cladophialophora bantiana CBS 173.52, 996 nucleotides. RefSeq lists its product as uncharacterized. The transcript is spliced from 2 exons. Gene Ontology annotation, molecular function: nucleic acid binding; endonuclease activity. The record is from RefSeq and is a predicted model, not a curated record. Lineage: Eukaryota; Fungi; Ascomycota; Eurotiomycetes; Chaetothyriales; Herpotrichiellaceae. The coding region runs from base 1 to 996 and encodes 331 amino acids. Gene Ontology annotation, biological process: DNA catabolic process.
AUGAAGACCUUCCUCUUUUUGCUUUGUCUUGCGAGCAGAGUGCUCUCGUGGGGCGAACUAGGUCACCGCACAGUCGGAUAUCUUGCUCAGAUGUACUUCUCUUCCGAGGCUGAAAGUCUGUUCGACGAGCUCGUGCGCCCAACCGAGUCAUUUGACAUUUCCGACGGUGCAGUUUGGGCCGAUGAUCGGAAGGUGCAAGGCAGAAUGGCUUGGUCAAAGGCGUGGCAUUUCAUCGAUGCAAAGGACAAUCCACCAAGGAAGUGCAAGGUGAAUUUCAAUGCCGACUGCGAUCCCGACAAGAAAUGUAUUAUCGCGGCCAUCGCGAACUUGACCACACAAGUCAAUAACCCGGGUUUGAAACGAGAUGACCAGAGUGAUGCUCUAAAGUUCCUUCUCCACUUCCUCGGGGACGUCAGCCAGCCUUUACACACAGAGCAGAAAUGCCGCGGAGGCACGAAGCUGAUGGUGCAAUGGGGUAAACCAGGUUCCAGGGAAGAGAACCUUCACGAGAUCUGGGACAAGUUCAUCAUCCAGAAGCUCCGAGAAUAUAAGCAGCCACGGGAGAGUGACCCAGACAAUGUUUACGACAAACAAAUCUCGGUCAAGUGGGCGGCGGACCUAAAGGAAAAACUCGAUGAUGGCAGCAUAGAUGUAUCCAGGGAAUGCACGGACAUACACGAGGCACAGAAGUGUGCACUGGAGUGGGCGUCCCAGGCUAAUGCGUUCAUCUGCACAUACGUGCUCAAGGACGUUGGCGUCAAUCUCGGACCUGAUCCUUGUGAGCAAUGCUGUCUGUGGGACUGGCAAGGGCCGGCCGACCUUUCCAAGGAGUACUACGAGGGCGCGGUCCCCAUCGUCGAGGAACAAGUUGCUAAAGCCGGGUGGAGGCUCGGGCAGUGGAUCAAUGCUUUGGCGGAGCAGCGAGUCAACAUGAAGAGAGUUGGAGUAGUGUUCAGCGAUGACGUGUUACAAGUGCAGCCCAAGCUGGAAAUGUAG